Messenger RNA from Beta vulgaris subsp. vulgaris (sugar beet), 1424 nucleotides. Its product is annotated as peroxidase 72. The coding region runs from base 48 to 1076 and encodes 342 amino acids. Lineage: Eukaryota; Viridiplantae; Streptophyta; Magnoliopsida; Caryophyllales; Amaranthaceae. The record is from RefSeq and is a predicted model, not a curated record. The transcript has 4 exons. Gene Ontology annotation, biological process: hydrogen peroxide catabolic process; response to oxidative stress. Gene Ontology annotation, molecular function: peroxidase activity; heme binding.
UUCAAAGAAAAGAAAUCUCCUACUAUAAGGACGUAGAGCUUCAACUAAUGUUAGCAAAAGCACCAUUCUCAACUCUAAAUAUGGCCAAGUCUCUUAACCAUCUCAUUGUGUUAUGUUUCCUAGUAGUUGCUCCUGUAUGUCUCUCCAUGAAAUCCCAAGGGGGUCCUCUCUACCCACAAUUCUACGGCCAUUCUUGUCCAAAAGUUGAAGAAAUUGUAUGGUCUGUGGUUGCCAAGGCUGUCGCUAAAGAGCGAAGAAUGGCAGCUUCCUUGCUUAGGCUCCAUUUCCAUGAUUGUUUCGUCAAGGGUUGCGAUGGUGGUGUGUUGCUAGACAGCAGUGGAACCUUAGUAAGCGAGAAGAGAUCAAAUCCAAACCGAAACUCGGCUCGAGGUUUUGAGGUCAUUGAUGAGAUCAAAGCAGCUGUGGAGAAAGAAUGCCCUAUGACUGUGUCAUGUGCUGAUAUCUUAGCCAUAACUGCUAGAGAUGCUACUGUUCUUACUGGUGGACCAAGCUGGGUGGUACCAUUAGGAAGAAGGGAUACUCUAGAUGCUAGUUUGAGUGGCUCUAACUACAACAUUCCUGCUCCUAACAACACCUUUCAGACCAUCCUUACCAAAUUUAAGCUUAAGGGGCUUGAUUUAGUCGAUCUUGUCGCGCUUUCAGGGAGUCACACAAUUGGAGAUGCUAGAUGUACUAGCUUCAGGCAAAGGUUGUACAACCAGAGUGGAAACGGGCAACCAGACAACACUCUAAACCAAGCAUACGCAUCUGUAUUGCGUACCCGUUGCCCGCAAUCGGGUGGUGAUCAGACUUUAUUUAACUUAGACUAUGCUACCCCUUUCAAGUUUGACAACAGCUACUACAAGAACUUAUUGGCUUACAAAGGCCUACUCAGUUCUGACCAAAUUCUAGUUACCAAAAAUCAAGCAUCAAUGAACUUAGUGAAGCAAUAUGCUGAGAACAAUGCGCUAUUCUUCCAGCAUUUUGCUCAGUCUAUGGUUAAGAUGGGAAACAUUGCUCCUUUGACUGGCUCAAGGGGAGAAAUCAGAAGAGUCUGCAGAAGAGUCAAUCCCUAAUGUGGCCAUAAACUAUGUUGCAAGGAAACAAGUUAAAUAGCUUUCAGCCAAUUUCGGACUUUAUUAGCAUGGAAACGGUUGGAGUUUCAACAAAACGUUUUGGAAACGGGGAAACUUAGGGUCCUGGUUUUCGUGCUUCUUAGAGAUUAUUUAUAACUGUGUGUUGUAUGACAGAAUCACCUUAUUUUGGGGGUUAAACUUUAAAGUGUUCAUUGUUGUGUUGAGUGAAGAGUUGAUAUUCCUUGGUAUAUCUAAAGAUUGUAAGUCAGAUAGCAUAGCAGUUUGUACGCAACUAUGUGUAUGUGUUUAUAUCUUCUCUUGCAAUAAAAGAUUGUUCCAGUGUAAAAA